CAGACUCGUGUACCCCGCACUGCACCCAACCCAAUAUCUUCCAACGUCCGCAACAGCCGCCAUUGCAUCUUCACCACCAACACCCACACCAUCCGACACCGCACACCAGAUAAUGACGAUGGAGACCGACCCCUCCGGCUCAGGUGGCUGGCGAUUCGCCCAGUGCUUCGGCGACAAAGGCGAAGUGGAGGAUAUCACCGAAGCCGACAUCAUCUCCACCGUCGAGUUCGACUCCACAGGCAACUAUCUCGCGACGGGCGACAAAGGUGGCCGAGUCGUCCUCUUCGAGCGGAACGAAGCCAAGAAGGGCUGCGAAUACAAAUUCUACACCGAGUUCCAAUCGCACGAACCCGAGUUCGACUAUCUCAAGUCGCUCGAGAUCGAGGAGAAGAUCAACAAGAUCAAGUGGUGCAAGCGCCAGAACGCUGCGCACUUUCUGCUCUCCACCAACGACAAAACUAUCAAACUAUGGAAGGUGUUCGAAAAGCAGCUCCGUGUCGUCUCCGAGUCGAACCUCGCCGAGGGCCAGCGCAGCUUACCGGCACCGACCGUGCGCCAGAACCUGCGUCUUCCCAAGAUGCACCUCCAGGAUAACAUCAUCGCCGCCGUCCCGCGGAAGGUCUACUCGAACGCGCACGCGUACCACAUACACUCCAUCUCCGUCAACUCGGAUCAGGAAACGUACAUCUCCGCCGACGAUUUGCGGAUCAACCUCUGGAACCUGAAUAUCAGCGAUCAGAGCUUCAACAUUGUGGACAUCAAACCGGUGAACAUGGAGGAGCUCACGGAGGUCAUCACCUCGGCCGAGUUCCACCCCCAACAAUGCAACAUCUUCAUGUACUCGUCAUCCAAAUCCAACAUCAAGCUUGCCGAUAUGCGCGAUUCGGCCCUCUGCGAUCGGCACGCUAAAUCCUUCGAGGAAGAGGAAGACCCCACCAACCGCUCCUUCUUCUCGGAGAUUAUCUCCUCCAUCUCGGACGUCAAGUUCUCCCACGACGGCCGUUACAUCCUCUCCCGCGACUACCUCUCCCUCAAGAUCUGGGACGUUAACAUGGACAGCCGGCCCGUCAAGACCAUCCCGAUUCACGACCACCUCCGCGGCAAGCUCUGCGACCUGUAUGAGAACGAUUGCAUCUUCGACAAGUUUGAGUGCGUCUGGGGCGGCGACGACAAACAUGUCCUCACGGGCUCGUACCACAACUACUUCCGCAUAUACGACACGGACACCCUCUCGGACGUCGUCUUGCAGGCCGACAAGUCGGCCUUCAAGGCGAAGAAGAUCGGUGGCCCGCUCGGCGCGAACAAGCCCGGGCAGAAGAACGGUCGUCCGCUGCGUGAGGCGAUGAUGAGCGACACGCUCGACUUCAAUAAGAAGAUCCUGCAUGCGAGCUGGCACCCCAGGGAGAACACGAUCGCGAUUGCGGCAACGAAUAACUUAUUCCUGUACAGCGCCGCGUAAUGGUAGAUGAUUUGCCCAGAUGCCCCGCGCGCUCUGCGCUGUUACACCGUUCGUCUCCGGCAGGCGACACGAAUCUUCAGCCCAAUGGCAGGAUGGAUAAUCGGACCACAGCACCCAACAGCACCCAUUUCGCCCCUACUCCCCCCAAUCCAAGCACCCUCGUCGCCACCGUACACUUCUCCUUUAGUUCCCCCCCCCUCCCCCCAAUUCCUUCACGUCCCAUUCCCGC
This is a messenger RNA of Punctularia strigosozonata HHB-11173 SS5, 1688 nucleotides long. Its product is annotated as protein phosphatase 2A regulatory subunit PR55. Gene Ontology annotation, molecular function: protein phosphatase regulator activity; protein binding. The transcript has 8 exons. Gene Ontology annotation, cellular component: protein phosphatase type 2A complex; cytosol. Bases 119 to 1459 code for a protein of 446 amino acids. Gene Ontology annotation, biological process: peptidyl-serine dephosphorylation. The record is from RefSeq and is a predicted model, not a curated record. NCBI's taxonomy places the organism in Eukaryota, Fungi, Basidiomycota, Agaricomycetes, Corticiales, Punctulariaceae.